GGGGGGAACUAAGCCCGCGGGACACAGCAGGCCCGUGGCGCCCACUCGGGAGUUUCCACAGAUCUCAGGCUCAGGCCUAGGUACAGUGACCCGCGACUGGCAGACUCGGAGGCGGGGCAUUCGGCACACUCAGGUGUAUGGAUAACUCUGGGGCCAUGACUGCCAUGAUUUUCACAGAGGACCCCAGAUUUCUGCAGUGUGAGCAGUGUCAAGUGCUCCUGGACUGGUUCUGAGAACUCUUGCCUAGAGAAUGGCCAAGGGGCUCCUGGUGACCUAUGCCCUCUGGGCUAUAGGGGGCCCUGCAGGGCUCCACCAUUUGUACCUGGGGCGGGACAGCCAUGCGCUGCUCUGGAUGCUUACCUUGGGAGGAGGUGGGCUAGGCUGGCUCUGGGAGUUCUGGAAGCUCCCAAGCUUUGUAGAUCAGGCAAACAGAGCCCAGGGUCAGAGGCAGCACUCAGGACAGACACCCCCUCUGAGUCCCAUUCGUUUUGUAGCCCAGGUGAUGGUGGGCAUGUAUUUUGGUCUUGUGGCCCUCAUUAGUCUUUCUUUCAUGGCCAAUUUCUAUGCUGUGGGCCUCCCGCUGGCAGUUGGCCUAGGAGUCUUGCUGGUGGCUGCUGUUGGCAACCAGACCUCAGACGUGAAGAACACGCUAGGGGCAGCAUUUCUCACUUCCCCUAUCUUCUACGGUCGCCCCACAGCCAUUUUCCCCAUCAGCGUGGUUGCCAGCAUUACAGCCCAGAAGCACCGCCGCUAUAAAACUGUGGUGUCAGAGACACUCAGUGUGCGGCUUUACCGCCUGGGCUUAGCUUACCUUGCUUUCACGGGCCCCCUGGUGUACAGUGCUCUCUGCAACACAGCUGCCACCCUCCACUAUGUGGCAGAGACCCUUGGCUUCUUCUUGAGUUGGUUCAGUUUCUUCCCUCUCCUUGGCCGCUUCUUGGAGUCUGUCUUCCUUUUGCCUUACCGGGUCUGGAGGCUGCUGGUGGGGGAUCCUGGUUUCAGCAAUGGCUCCUUCCAGGAGUGGGAGAAGCUCUAUGAGUUCGUUCACAGUUUUCAGGAUGAGAAGCAUCAGCUGGCUUACCAGGUUUUGGGUCUCCCAGAAGGGGCAACAAAUGAAGAAAUACACCGCAGAUACCAAGAGCUGGUGAAGGUCUGGCACCCUGACCAUAACCGGCACAAAGCAGAGGAAGCUCAGAAGCACUUCUUGGAGAUUCAGGCUGCUUAUGAAGUCCUGAGUCAGCCCAGGGCGUCCUGGAGAUGAGAAGAAACUUCCCCUUGAGGAGGGACUCUUCCUGGCAGAGCAGGGAAGCUUGUGCCAGCCCAGCUCUGUCCAUGUGGGACAUUCCAGUAGCAUUAAAGAGACUGCUUGCAGUGGAGAUGAGAAAACCUUACAGUGGUGAGAGAGCUAUUGUGGUAGAAGAAUAUAUUUGUGUUUUGAAU
Molecule: messenger RNA, 1440 nt
Organism: Talpa occidentalis (Iberian mole)
Lineage: Eukaryota; Metazoa; Chordata; Mammalia; Eulipotyphla; Talpidae
Gene: DNAJC22
Product: DnaJ heat shock protein family (Hsp40) member C22
Exons: 4
Coding region: 251-1261 (336 amino acids)
Biological process (GO): endocytosis
Cellular component (GO): early endosome; plasma membrane
Source: RefSeq, a predicted model, not a curated record